AUGAAGUGGAGUGUUCUCAUUCUUAUCUACGUGGUCGUGCAGUUUGUCGCGUUCAUGUUUGUGCUGGUGGCCACGCCAAUCGACAUGUUUCGCAUUCGAUCACGUGAUAGUCAAGUCCUCCCCGAUAGGUGCUACACUUUGUGGGGCCUCAAAACGAAUUGCGACAGCUUCUCUUACCAAUUUUUAUCGGAUGAUCUGUGGGAGUCGUGCCCGCCACGUCGCGACCGUUUCCGCGUCGCCCAGGCGUUCGCUGUGAUGUCGAUCUUCGUGUACCUUGCGGCGGUCGUCCUGGGCGUCAUUAUGCUCUUCUGCUGCCGUUACCUCCGCUGGGUCUGCCUGGCGCUGAACUGCUUCGGCGCUGUCACCGUGUGCAUCGUCUGGGCGUGCAUGGCGGUGACGUACAACCGUAAUGAGGGUUUGAAUUGCCUGCCGCUGAAGAGGACACAUAUUUAUGGCGCUGGUUUCGUUCUCCUCGUACUCGCCUGGCUGCUGGAUAUCCUCAACAUCCCCGUCUUGCUGUUCCUGUGCCAGGACAGCGGCUCAGGUGAGAAUGGAAAAGAGACGGAGAACAAGAGUCAGAAGUGA
Molecule: messenger RNA, 585 nt
Organism: Leishmania braziliensis MHOM/BR/75/M2904
Lineage: Eukaryota; Euglenozoa; Kinetoplastea; Trypanosomatida; Trypanosomatidae
Product: amastin
Exons: 1
Coding region: 1-585 (194 amino acids)
Source: RefSeq, a predicted model, not a curated record